Ahaetulla prasina is the source of this 645-nucleotide messenger RNA. It is a transcript of the gene EPCIP, whose product is annotated as chromosome 5 C21orf62 homolog. NCBI's taxonomy places the organism in Eukaryota, Metazoa, Chordata, Lepidosauria, Squamata, Colubridae. The record is from RefSeq and is a predicted model, not a curated record. Bases 1 to 645 code for a protein of 214 amino acids. The transcript has a single exon.
AUGGCUUUUUUAACCCACAGGAUUAAUCUCUUUUUGAUUGGUCUGUUAAGCUUCUGUGUAGAUAGUUCUGUGUGCAGUGAAAAAAAUAACACACUUAUUUUUACUAAAGAAAAUGCAAUUCGUAAGUGCAUGUGUCCUGAUAGUAUUAAUGACUGUGAUUAUAGCUUGGCAAAUCUAAUUUGUAACUGUAGGACUGUUUUGCCCUAUACAGUAGACAAAACCUACUAUAAUAAUUUGGUAAUUUGGUUCACUGAAACUGAUAUGUUGAGAAUCCUGUUAAAUGUUACAUCUGUGCACAAUCUAAAACUCUCGCUCUGUGGCACUAUUCCUUUGACAACAAAAUAUUUGACUAUUUGGGGAUUACAAAAAUUACAGAUAAGAAGUGAGAAUAAUGGCCAAUUAAAACAGCAAAGUUUAACAAUCUCUACUAGUUGUGACAAUGGGGCCCAAGGCAAGUUGAUGUCAUACAAAGACAAAAACAUGAUUACUCAUGUUGCUGUUUUAGACACAUCUCUUUUCAGUGGCAAUGGCCCAUUGAAAGCAUACAGUGUAGAAAAUAUUUCUAACAUUUCAGACCAGUUUCCACAUUUGGACAAUUUUUUUACUCCAAGUAACAAAAGUUGUAUCAUAACAUUCAUUUAUUAA